AGAACAGAUCGUGUUCUGAAACACGCGAUGGCGUGACCUUUACAAAAGUGAAGGAAACCCCGUGACGUUUUGAAGUUAAAAUAUUUCCAUAACCUGUUGUCAUAAACCGUCGGGAGGUUUAAUUGAAACUACAUAAUCUUCAAGUUCGCCGGCUGGCUGUUAAAAAGUUAAACAAGAGCUAUUUUCAAAGGUCGCGUGUUUUCAGCGGACUUUAAAGCAUCAACUGGGCUUAUGAUGAAAGAGCCGCUGUUUUCAAAUUUAUUCUCAUGGUUAUGUUUGUUUUGGGUCACAGUUCUUUGUACAAGUAAGUGAAGUCUUUAAUUCAUAACGCACGUUCUUCGCUCUUUUAAGGAAUUCUACGGUUUGUGAACAGAUUGUAGCUGUUUAUGUUUUGAUACUGAUUUAGUCAUGACAGAAUAUUCUAUGCAGCCGACCAAGUUGUACAUCGUCUGAAUUCUUAAUCAUAUAAAGCCGGCAUUCAAUUUAAGUGAAAAAAUAUUUCCGACGUGGGUACAUAUAAAAAUCAAAACUGAAUCUCUUAGUCCAAUGUGUUUUUAAAAGACAACAAAAUGUGGGAUCUCGCAAGAUUCAGCAAUCCGCCAAUGUUCAGUAUACAGUAUGCUAAUUUCUACGACCUCUUCUAAUCGGUAUAAUUGAGUAAUUGUUCAAUAUUAUUCCGUUCCGCCUGUUAACGCACUUCUGAUAAGAUGUUUCUUCCUUUAUUGUUCUCUUUCUUUUUAGAACUUACGCAAUCGCUUCAGUUUUACACGGUUUUGUACUAUUUACUUCGUUGGCACGUGUUGUCCAUCUUAGUUUGCUUCAGUUUUGGACAUCAAGCGUGUUAUUCCAAAGAGGAUUACUGCAAUUGCUAUGCUAGAUAUAACGUAUGGUGCACGAGUUGUGCAACAGUAUUUUCUGCCAAGUCUGCCAACAAUUGUAGGUACAGCUUUAUGAUUAUAUGUACAAGUUCUCCUUAAAUUCUGAGCAACAUUGGACCGUUUUUCUCUCACCUUAUUUAUUGUUAGAAUUGGGCUCACGCCAAAAUUAAUUAGUUUUUUUUCCUAGUCAUGUUCUAGAGCAUGGCACAAUUGAAAUUGCCUUUUGUUGUCCCGGAAGUCAUUUGCAUUGGAGCACAAAAGAUUUGCCUUCUAAAAUGUAAACAAGGCGGGGCGUUUGUUAUGUAGUUCAAGUAUUUGUCGUUUUGUUUCUUAGUGUUUCAUUUUCCGACUGACCUUCUUUGCAUGCUAAUGUCAUAAGAGACAAUAAAACAAAAGUGCAGUAAGCGCCUCACGAAAAAAAAAAAAAAAAAAAAAAAAAAAAAGAAAAGAAAAAAAAAAAAAAAAAAAAAAACAAGGAAAAAAAAGAACCUUUGGUUGAGCAACCUCUGGGCUAAAGGUAUAGUUAAGGCAUCAGUAUGACCCUCAGGAAGCGGGUUCACAUACACCGUAUAAAACUAAUCGAAAAACAACGAUCCUUCGAGAAAAAAUUAUGUUAACGGAUCGCAGUUUUUAACCCAACUGGUUAACAGCUGCAUUUCAAAAAAAAUAACAGUUAGAAGCGAAAUAAGUUCAUUUCACGUUAUGUUCGGAGAUUCAACAGAAAUAUCCCACAACAAAUUCAUUGCGUUCUCAGUCUAUAAUUCAUUUCUACGUAAUGUAUAUGUUGUAGUUAAUCUUUUAUGUCCGGUAAUUUUUGUUUUUCUUUUGUUUUUGGGUAUGGUCAUCGUGCUGAUGAAGUUAAAACAAAAGAAAAAUAAAAAUUACCUGAGAUAAAGAAUUAACCACAACAUAUAUAUUAUCAUUUUUUUAAAAAAAAAUAUGGCGCUUCUUUUCGUUAAUUUAUUAGGAUUGUGUUGGGAAAUGGUUCCGGCAAUAACACUUGCUUGGUUUUCAAACACCUCAAACUUUUAAGUAAAGUGAAGUAAAUUAACAACUUAUUGCUAAUCUUUGAACAGUGAAAAGCAAUAACUUCAGCUUUUAAGUACUUUUGCUUAGCUUUUGCAAUUUUUCCCACUAAUUUGACGGCGACGAAGGAUGUGAUGGCCUCCGAAUAAGAGAAGUUGUGCCCCAGUUGCGCAGAAGCGUCGCGUUGGCCACGUGCAUAUACUUCUCAUUGCACGUGACGUCCAGCUCGUGCUUUCUAGGUUGAUUCCGACGGUACUGGCUUCGUGUUACUUGACGAUCCAAAAUGACGUUGAAAUGGCAACUACAGACCGUCCACUAUAAAAAGUCGUCAAUUUUAUGAACUUAAGGACCAUGAAAAGUUUGACUGUAUCUUGAAACAAGAAUGACAAAAAAUCAGUGAAAAGUGCUCAAGCCCGGAAUUUGAGAAAGCGGAUAAUUCAGAUUACUGAUACCCAAUCCAAGCGAGAGAUAAAACCGAUUUUCUUGUUAUAAGCUUGCCUUUUGUUAAUUAAAAUCCAUUUUGCAAAAAAGUUUACGGUUUGGUAUAAUCUUUCUUUGGAAUUCCUUUAAUUCGAUCACGACGUAAUAGUUUAAAGGAUAAUAUUUUUUCAUUGUUUCAUAGGAUUCGGACAAAUCAGCCUAUGUCCGUUUUGGCAACAUAACCCGCAGUGUCGUGUGAAUUCAAUAUCCGUAGGAACUCGUAAAACCAUCAACUCGCAGUAUCCGGUAUUCACUUUAGCUUUUGAACUUGAGAGCCUUAUCAUUCACGUGGCUAACAGCUAUGUAAAUUAUUGAAACAAAAGAAAGUUUUCAAAUAUAAAGAAAAAAGUUCAGCUCCCAUGCACAGGAUUAGCUAAAGGCACCAACAUGGCCGUUGUUGCUUUGUUUUGGCACACCAAUGUGGUGACCGUGACGUCGUGUGCAAACACACAAUAAAAACGUAACGCAACUUACCGUAAAGCGGACAAAUGCUACGUGUUCUAGCAUGUCUUAGCAAAGCACGUGAGAAAAUGCUUGCUAAUGUCCUAUAUGAAACGUGAUCUGGGACAAGGAAAAGCCAGAGCGGCUAAGCAUUUAACUGCAGUUAAAAAUAAUUUUAAAAUGGUCAGUCCUAAGUUGAUCAGAUUCAUAGGCUUUUCCCUGCCGGCGCAGUAACCCAAUUAUUAGAUAGCCGAGAAUAGAUGUUGAAAAUAUCAACAGGUACCAGUAGAAUAUUUUGACGGCAACUUGGCUCAGUUUGAAAUAUAAAGGCAUUGUUGUCGUAUCAGACUCCGUUUACAUGGCAGACCAAGGCAGUUUUGGCAGAAAUAGCGUCAAAGAUCCCCUUGCGUGCGCCCGCGAAGAACAUUUCUGAGUGUAAAGAGUGUUUAUCUAAAUGUAUUUUUUUAUCGACUUUGAAAAAGAUAGUAGACAAUCCUUAUUAUCGUUAUUACAUCCAACUAGAGAGAACUUCUACAUUUUACGAUAGCUAAUGAAAAGAAAAAAAAGUUAAAUGAAUAAGAUACGUUAUGACAAAAGGAUAUCUAGGAGGUAAAUAAACAUUAAGGUUUUCGUGCUAACUCUUAGCUAUAAAAUGAUACUUUUUUAGCUCAUUUUUUUAACCCAGAGGUGACAGGUGACGGUCAAACCAACUUCGUGUUUCGUUUACUCAUUUUGUCUUCUUUUCAUUUCUUCAAUUUAUUCUUGAAUUUGUUUUGUACUAAAAUCGGUUAAAAAUCAAUUAAUAGCUAGGUCCUUAAAUAACUUUUUUGAGAAAAGAAGGCACUGGAUAACGUUUCGUCUACCGCACUGAUUCUUCAGUUUUUGUCUCAUUAUCCCACUCAACCCCUGGCUAUUUUGCUCAAUUCUACUUAGAAACGUUGCCCUAAUCGGUUAAUUCGGAAUUUAUAUAUAUUUAAUGCGCUGAAAAUAGACAAUUUUGUUAUUUUAAUAUAUAAAAAUAAGUUGCGACCGCGGGGAAAACAUGUGAAACAGCCCGUGUGCUUAAAUUAACUCUUGUGUUAAGUGCGUGAGAGCAAAAAGGUUAAUUUAAGUUCAGAGAACGUAUAUACGAUCUGAUGAGUGUCAGGAGCUUAUUGCAGACACAAUAUGCUGAACGUUAUAAAUUAUGCGCAUGCCCGUAUGAUGUUUUUGAAAAGUUUAUAUGUAAACAAGCUUGACAAGGAAAAGCAUUAUUUGCAUCGCGUCCAACGAAAAGCAAUGUAAAUAGAAGUACUAAGUUUCUACUUGAGUUUCUUUAUGGCGAUAUGUGGAACGCUGGGCCGGACGUUAAUAUUUCUUCAAGUGAUGCUGUUGUGUGCGAGUUCAUGUAAGUCAUGUAUUAAGUACUGAUCGAAAUUUAAUUUUCAAAGUCCUUAAUUUAUCAAGUUUUAGAGAUAUACCCGCGAAACACCCGGCUUUCACACCCUUUCAUCAAUUUUUGCUGUGUUGAUAUUUUGCAUUAACAAAAUUCAAUUUAUCUAACAAAAAUGCGCUUUGCGAGAGAACAAAACAUUUUGGCUUUUGUUUGCCAUGGAUAUGCUGAUACAAGGCAAGUGCUACUUCAAUUAAUAAUGACGACCAUAAAAUAUUUUUCAAGCAUAUAUUUUUUUAAUCACCAAACUUGUAAUAAUAAAGCGAAGAAGGUUAGCCUAGUCUGUGUUUAGCUAUGGGAUUAUACAGUCACCCUGUGCUGUGAUGCAACACAAUAACUAAAAAUAAGCUCUUUUAAAUUAGUUUUUGGCACUAAUACGUUCAAGAGUUCAAGGUCACUUGAUUUCAUUUGCUAGUUGAAUAUUUUUGUCACGUGCGAGGUCUAUGUUUUAUCAAAUAUCGUGCACCAUGAAAAGCCGCUAAAUUGACUGGAACAUUGCACAGCGGGUUCGAAAUGAACCUGGCGUAAUAAAGAUACAUAAUAUUAAUAGCUACUGCUAACGUAACCAAACCGGUGAGACUGCUUGUAGUCCCUCGGGUUUGCCUCGCUCGCUCGCUCGCAUGCCGUUUAUCACGUAACAUGUUCGCCCGCGCCCCUUAGGGACAACUGCGAGUCAUAAACUGGUCCGUUUCUACGAAAAUUUAGGAAGCCUUUUCAAGAUGUUGUCGUUUUUUAAAAAUGGGACUCUUGUCCAUCUAUUUGUCUAUUUUGUGAUAGCACUUGAUUAUAGGAGCAGUAAGUUGCAUCUUAGCCCUGGGAUCUUAACUGAGUAGCCUGAGAAAACAGCCGACGAUUGGCGACGCUACCACUGGUUUCCCCGCCAAAUGACGCCUAAGAAACGAGCACAGAUAUUCCAUACUGAUGACACGUCACUACCCAGAUAUGGGUAGUGUUGGGUAGUGACGCGUCAUCUCUGCGAUCGUUUCUCAGACGUCAUUAGGCAGGGAAACCAGUGGUAGCGUCGCCAAAUAUCGACUGUUUUCUUAGGCCUCAGUGAUUUGACUAUUUUCAGUUUUUAUCUUAAUUUGAACGUCCCCAAGGGGAUUAAAUAUAAACUACCACUCAUUAAUGCUCACUGAUGUUGUAUUUACUUUCUUUUAGCGGGUAAUCCUUCCCCGACUUCAAUAUCAGGAGAAAAGCGCAUAAGUUUGCAAUGUCUACACAAUUAUAUGCUUCUGGAUAUGGAUUUGCAGGAUAUACCUGGACUCGAACCAGCCUCACUUCAUUUGCGGCACUUCUCGUGUAAACCUUAUCAAGUUCUGGACACACGAGCUAUAUUUCGCGUACCCUUUCAAGGUUGCGGGACAACUCGAGAGAGCAAUUCGGACUACAUCGUUUAUGAAAAUGUCGUGGAUAACUCUAAGGAAUCCAACGCUACACGCGUGUUGAUCAGACACGCGCAAGAACUUCGUUAUCCUUUCUCUUGCCGUUAUCGUCAAAAGUAUUUCCUAAUAUUGCAAGAGGGACAGUCGGGCAAACGGGAAAACGAAAUUAACAAGGGGAACGGAAACAGUACAAAAGAAAAAGGUAAAUGUUACUUAUAAACUGAAUUCAUAUUUAUACUCAAUUAGUUAAUAGAAUCUAUACUUGCAUUAUAUACCAACCCAAUACUGAAGAAAACUUGUUUAUUUCACCACAAAAAACGAAGGACAAGAGUACAGAAACACACAGACGCAUUUUGGCGAGGAAGCCCAAAAUGAAACCAUAAGGCUUAUAGGCAUUGGGUUCCUCCAGAGUAUAAGAGUAUAAGUUUACAAGCCGGGCUCGCGCCAUAUUUGUAACUUCCUAUGACUCGCGCCAUAAAUGUAAGUGUAUAAACCUUAUCGGUUAUCUCUCGUAUUAUUUUGUUCUAACUACCAGCCUCGAUUAGCUAUUGCCACUUGCUGGUAGAUACUUCUCCUUAUCUAAUUCAUGCUAAAAUAAAGUUGUUGUUGUUGUUGGUCCUUCACCGAGAAUUUGCCUUGCCUUGUAUCCAGACCAGCGCGAAAAGCGAGUGAAUUUAUUUUGAACCAAUGAGACACAAUCCGUAUCAGUAACAUUGAAAGUACGGUGAGAUUAACAGUAAGUGCGAGCAUCAAAUGCCUCGAAAACUUUGUCGUAUUAUGGUGGUGAUCUUAGCAUGAGGUUAAAAAGGACUGAAAAUAAAAAGAAACAAACAAAUGACAGCGACCGAGCUGUUUGUCUGUUUUUCACACAAUGACUGUUUCCCACAAGUUACUGGGGAAAAACACUUUAGUCUUGUGUGUAUAAAUAUAUUAAUCCUUUGUAUUAUAUUUCCUAGUUUUCCCCGAAGAGGUUAAGAGGCCAACGAGCAGUGUGUCGCAUGUUUUGCUACAAAAAUAUCUGGGAAUUUUUCUCUUUGGAAUGCAUCUUCUAUUUUCUUCAUGAUGAAGUUUGCAGUGGGCAUGGGACUCAUCAGCGGAAGUGGACAAUUUGUCUUCGAUUUUUCAGAUUCUUAGAAAAAGAGUAGAAAAGUUAUAACUAAAGUACUGUUUUUUGACGUUAAACGAUUCUAGAACGAAGAAGGAUUCAAUAUCGUCUGCAACGGCUUGCCCGCCUUUUGCUGACGUACAGAAAAGAGCCGUUCUGUAGGCUGA
Messenger RNA from Porites evermanni, 6914 nucleotides. Lineage: Eukaryota; Metazoa; Cnidaria; Anthozoa; Scleractinia; Poritidae. The record is from the annotation of a GenBank genome assembly.